This is a messenger RNA of Pelobates fuscus (common spadefoot toad), 1773 nucleotides long. It is a transcript of the gene ATP6V1C1, whose product is annotated as ATPase H+ transporting V1 subunit C1. Gene Ontology annotation, cellular component: lysosomal membrane; vacuolar proton-transporting V-type ATPase, V1 domain. Gene Ontology annotation, biological process: proton transmembrane transport. The record is from RefSeq and is a predicted model, not a curated record. The transcript is spliced from 12 exons. Bases 42 to 1190 code for a protein of 382 amino acids. Gene Ontology annotation, molecular function: proton-transporting ATPase activity, rotational mechanism. NCBI's taxonomy places the organism in Eukaryota, Metazoa, Chordata, Amphibia, Anura, Pelobatidae.
CAGGGAUUUUGCUUUCUGACGAGCACUGAAAAUUUUUAAUCAUGACUGAAUUCUGGUUGAUUUCUGCUCCCGGGGAGAAGACGUGCCAACAAACAUGGGAAAAGUUGCUGGCGGCAACCACGAAGAGUAACAAUCUGUCUACCAACUCAAAAUUCAACAUUCCGGACUUAAAGGUUGGCACUCUGGAUGUGCUAGUUGGGCUGUCUGAUGAACUUGCAAAACUAGAUUCAUUUGUAGAAGGAACGGUGAAGAAAGUGGCUCAGUACAUGGCUGAUGUUUUGGAGGAUAGCAGAGAUAAGGUUCAGGAGAACCUUUUGGCCAGUGGAGUUGAUUUGGUGACAUACAUUACCAGGUUCCAGUGGGAUAUGGCAAAGUAUCCAAUUAAACAGUCCUUAAAGAACAUUGCUGAAAUAAUUGCAAAAGGCGUAACCCAGAUUGAUAAUGACCUUAAAGCAAGAGCCUCUGCUUAUAAUAACCUGAAAGGAAAUCUUCAGAAUCUCGAAAGAAAAAAUGCGGGAAGUUUAGUAACUAGAAGCUUAGCUGAAAUUGUGAAAAAAGAUGACUUUGUGCUGGAAUCUGAAUAUCUGGUCACUCUUUUGGUGGUUGUACCAAAAUUAAACUACAAUGACUGGGUUAAACAAUAUGAAACACUUUCCGAGAUGGUGGUUCCACGUUCUAGCAAUGUUCUAUCCGAAGACCAGGACUGUUAUCUCUGCAAUGUUACUUUGUUCAGGAAAGCUGUAGAUGACUUCCGACAUAAAGCCAGAGAAAAUAAAUUUAUUGUUCGCGAUUUCCAGUACAAUGAAGAGGAAAUGAAAGCCGAUAAGGAAGAAAUGAACAGACUCUCCACUGAUAAGAAGAAACAGUUUGGCCCCUUAGUUCGAUGGCUCAAAGUCAAUUUCAGUGAAGCUUUCAUUGCUUGGAUCCAUGUUAAAGCUUUGCGGGUGUUUGUGGAAUCUGUUUUAAGGUAUGGCUUACCGGUCAACUUCCAAGCAAUGCUGCUUCAACCCAAUAAGAAGACCAUGAAAAAACUGAGGGAGGUUUUAUAUGACCUGUACAAACACUUGGACAGCAGUGCUGCAUCCAUAAUUGAUGCUCCAAUGGAUAUUCCAGGAUUAAACCUCAGCCAGCAAGAGUACUACCCAUAUGUAUACUACAAAAUUGAUUGCAACAUGCUUGAUUUUAAGUAAAAUAAAGCUGUAGUUGUAUUGUUGGAUCAGAAAUGAGUAUGAAGUACAGCAACACCCUGAACCCUGUGCUUGCUCCUCAUUUCCUCUCCCAAGGUGAUUUCCCCUGUAGUUGUCAUUUGCUACUUAUUUUCUCCCUUAUUUUAAAAACCGUUCUAUAAAUAUAUUGUUGCUUUUAAUCAAUGAGAUAUUUAAAUGUCUACUGAGCAAAUCAGAAUUUAUGUAUAAAGAGAUAUAUUUAAAGUCCUGCGGUGCAAGAGCAUAUGGUCGGGCAUUGCCGAGCUAUUGCUGACAGACCAAUCAGCACAUAGGGUUAUAUUUAACACUUCAUUCCUCAUUUGUACGGUGAUCAGCAUUGAGUUGACUUGUUACCACUGCUCCUUUUAGAUCUUGUUUACAAGGGGUCAUGGUGUAAUUGUUUUAUGCCAUUCCAUUCACUGUAUUUAGUUCAUAAAUGGUGUUUAAAUGUGAAGUUGUGAUGUUAAGUCCAUGUAAUAUUUAACUUAUGUGCUUUCUGAAUGUUUCAUAAAGAUCCUAGAGCACUGUUGGUACACACAGGAAGAAUUAAAUGUACCUGUGCAAACAA